Molecule: messenger RNA, 1548 nt
Organism: Westerdykella ornata
Lineage: Eukaryota; Fungi; Ascomycota; Dothideomycetes; Pleosporales; Sporormiaceae
Exons: 1
Coding region: 1-1548 (515 amino acids)
Source: RefSeq, a predicted model, not a curated record
AUGUCAACAACCGAACAUCCUCCUGGGGAGGAUGAGCCCGUCAGGAAUCCCCCCUCCACCGUGACGAGGCCACAUACGCCUUCCGCUCCAAGCGGGUCCAUGAUUACUCUGGACGGCUACUUUGACGUUGAGACGCAGAAUCAUUACACCUUCAACAUGGGUCUGCAGUACGAUUCGGACGAUGAUGUGGAUACCAUCCUUGAAUACGCCGACCUGAUUGGACGUUGCAAAAACCCAAUCUCCAGAGAUGAAUACCGUGAAGUCGAACUAUUGCCUGACUCGACCGGAGAGUUGCAGUUUGUCCAGGUGCCUCCAUCACCACCGGCUGACAGUCAACCGGGUCACAAUGCCUCGACCCUCAGCGCUGAUCUCGAAGAAAACGAGUCACGCAUAGCUACGAUAUCGCGAAGAAUAACGAAUAGGCUAUUGUGCAUACCGAGGGAGAUGCUUACAAGACACCACGGAAAAGCAGACAGGAUGCAAAGGAGAUUGACGGCGAGCUGUUUUAAGUCGAGUAAACUGGUCCGCGACCUGGAGUACGCUCGCCAGCGAGCUCCGAGUGAUGGAAGCUUAUGGCAGAUGACACUUGAUUUCAGGGAGGAGUUGACCGGUCUAUUCCAGCGGACAUUGCGGAAGCUUCAAGAGUUAGAGCGUCUCCUGGAUGGUCUCUUGGAUGAGUCAAUUCAAAUACCCUCAGUGGCAGAAGAAAACCUCGAACGUACAAAGAACUGGAUAAACACCAUGAAGCAUGGGGGAGCUGAAUUGAAAGCGCACGAGAAACGCAUGCGGGAUCGGAUUGUUGGUGUCCUUGCAACACUCGAUGCUGAUUCACCGUCAAAUUCUCAACGCGCUCUCGACUCUCCAGAUAUACGGAACCGACCACGGUCAUUGAAGCGAAAAGACGCUGCGAGUGGAAGCCAGGCAGCUCAACUUGCACUAAAACGAAAGAACCCUUUCACUCGGAGUCGCUUCUGGGAUACUGCUGAACACUGUAACGCCCGUCAACCACAGUCCGCACCGUCCCAGGCAAUGGUAGCCGGAAGUAGUUUGCAUUCCAAUGAGUACGCCUACCUCGGUCAAUUUCCAUGGGAGCGGCAGCCUGCUGAGGAAAACCUAGGACUCGGCUCUUUUCUUUCUGGCUUGGAUCCGUCUCAGGGGAGGUAUCAGCGACCUUCUCAAUCAGAAUUACAUCCCAGUGGUUUCUUCAACCCCAGUCUUCCCCGAGCGAACCAGCAUACGUUUUCACUUGAUCCGUACUCCCACGUAGCGGAUACAACUCAGAAGUCUGCGCGGGGGAGCGUGUACGGCACGGCUAGUAGCUUUCAAGCUUUUGUCGAACCAGCGCGUCCGAUGCCAGUAUCGCAGCCCUCGUUGAUUCAGCAGCAGCCGCAGCAGCGGCAGCAGCAGCAGCAGCAGCGGGAUGUGGUGAUGAUUGAGGACGGUGAUAGUGAUGACCUGCCCUUGAUCAUGAGACGGCAAAGGCGGAAUCAGACAGGGAAUCCAGCGUCUAGUAUGCCACUGGGACACCAGGAUCGGAGUGGAGGGUAG